AUGUCAGCAAGAACAACAGCUCCACCAGCAAAACAAGAUUUUACUUAUUUAAAAACAGGUCGUAUUAAUUUAACUAUUCUUCGUGAUUAUAUUAUUCAAGAAAUAAAACGUUGUACAAAUCAAUUUCAUACAGAAAAAAGUCAUUUACCAAAACAAUUUACAAAAGAUAAAUGUGUUAUAGUUGAUGAUGAUAUUAAAAAUUUACUUGGCCAUGUUCAAGCAUUAAAUGAUCUUGGUGCAAGUGAUAUUCGAAUAUUUAAAGAACGUCAACAUGAUACAUCCGAUUAUAGAAUAACAUUAUUUAUUGUUCGACCAAAAGCUGUUUAUAUGGAAGUUAUUGCUAAUAUGAUAAAAGAUGAAAUGAAUAAAUUAAAUAAAUUAAAGUCAAAAGAAAAUUCAAAGCAAUAUGGAAUUAUAUUUGUUCCACGACGUUCACGUGUUUGUGAAGAAAAAUUAAAGGAACAAGGUGUUCGCGGUGAUAUUAUUAUUGAUGAACUUAAUUUAGAUUUUCUACCUAUUGAUACAGAUUUAUUAUCUAUGGAAUCGAAUGAUUGUUUUAGAGAUUUAUAUUUAAAUAAUGAUACAACACCAUUAUUUAGUUUAGCACAUGGUCUUAUAACAUUACAAAAAUUAUAUGGUAUUAUACCAAAUGUAUUUGUUAAAGGUGAUAAAGCUAAACAAUGUUAUGAUAAUAUGUUGAGAAUGCAACGUGAAGUUCCCGAUAAUGAAAAAAAAGUUCCAACACAAAUUGAAAAUCUUAUAUUAAUUGAUCGAACAGUUGAUUUAAUUACACCAAUGAUGAUACCAGCAACGUAUGAAGCUUUAUUAGAUGAAGUUUUUGGCAUUCAAUUCAAUCGUAUUGAAGUUCCAACCGCAACAUUUAGUGCCGAUUUUCGUGAAGCUCAAAAAAUUGAUAUAGCUACAAAAGAAAAAAUUGCUAUUCGUUUAUUAACAACUGAUCAAUUAUAUUCCGAUACACGUUAUUUACAUAUGAUACCGGUUGGUAAAAUACUUCAAGAAGGUGCUCGUGCUCAACGACAAUUACGUACUGAUUUUGAUGCAAAUUUUUCCGGUUCAGCAUCAACAAUUCAAGGUGAAAAAUUAGCUGCUUUACGUAAAUUUGUUGUUCGAAUGUCGAAUCAAAAUUCCAAAAUUCAAACAUUAUCAACACAUCUUGAAUUAGCAUUUUGUAUUAAACAUGAAUUAACAUCUAAUUAUGAUAUGUAUCUAGCUAAUCAAUUAUCCAUAUUAUUUUCACCUAUUGUACAAGAUGCUUUACGUCAAAUUGAUGAACGAAUUGCCUGGAAAGAUAAUAUUUUUUGUAUAUUACGUUAUUUAUCUAUUAUAACACAUGCAUUAGGUCCACAAUUAAAACGUAAAGAUUAUGAUUUAAUAAAAAAAGAUAUUAUUCAAACAUUUGGUUUACAAUAUCUUGUUUUAAUUCAUGCACUUGAACAAAUUGGAAUCAUAUAUUUAUCCGAUCCGAAUAAACCAUCAUCAACAAUUCGAACAAAUGAAACAAAUCUUGAUCGUUUAAAACGUGAAUUUAAUUUAUUACAAGAAGAUCAAGCAGUUAAUGUUGUUGAACCACAAGAUAUUCAUUAUAUUUAUUAUCAAUAUGCACCCAUAAGUGUACGUUUAAUAGAGAAAAUUGUUUUUCCAACAACAAAUAAUAUUCAAGAUGCAAUGAAUAUUUUACCUGGUACAACAUUUAUUGAUACACAACAAGUACCAAUGGAAUUAAAACGACAUAGACAUGGUUCAACAACAUCACUUAGUUCAUUAAAUAAAACAACUAAACAACCAAUUCAACCUCAACGACAAACACAACAACAAAGUACAGAAUCAAAAGUAACUUUAGUUGUUUUUAUUGGCGGAAUAACAUAUGGAGAAAUUGCUGCAUUAAGAUUUUUAGCGGAUAAAAAUCAUGAUUUUAUUAUUGCAACUACACAUUUUAUUAAUGGAACUAAUUUAAUGAAAUCUUUACUCGAUGUGCCAAUAUUACCUUUGUGA
Messenger RNA from Adineta steineri, 2013 nucleotides. NCBI's taxonomy places the organism in Eukaryota, Metazoa, Rotifera, Eurotatoria, Adinetida, Adinetidae. The record is from the annotation of a GenBank genome assembly.